Molecule: messenger RNA, 3204 nt
Organism: Plasmodium berghei ANKA
Lineage: Eukaryota; Apicomplexa; Aconoidasida; Haemosporida; Plasmodiidae
Product: AP-1 complex subunit gamma, putative
Exons: 4
Coding region: 1-3204 (1067 amino acids)
Biological process (GO): receptor-mediated endocytosis; Golgi to vacuole transport; intracellular protein transport
Cellular component (GO): AP-1 adaptor complex; membrane coat; Golgi apparatus
Molecular function (GO): clathrin-cargo adaptor activity
Source: RefSeq, a predicted model, not a curated record
AUGUCGAUAAAACUUCGAGAGCUGAUCCGAAAUAUUCGAAACUGCAAAACUGCAGCUGAGGAACGGUCAGUAGUAGCAACAGAAUGUGCUUUGAUAAGAACCGCAUUUAAGGAAGAAGAUAAUAUAUAUAGGCAUAGAAAUGUAGCAAAGUUACUGUUUAUAAAUAUGCUGGGGUACCCUACACAUUUUGGACAAAUAGAGUGUUUAAAAUUAAUAGCAUCAAAUAAAUUUUCAUAUAAAAGAAUUGGGUAUCUAGGUUUAACAAUAUUAUUAGAUGAAAAUACAGAUAUAUUAAUGUUAGUGACAAAUUCAAUAAAAAAUGAUUUAAGGAGUAGUAAUCAAUAUAUUAAUGGUUUAGCUUUAUGUGCUCUUGGGAAUAUUGCAAACAAUGAAAUGUGCUGCUCACUAAGACAAGAGAUAUUAGAUUUAAUGAAUAUAAAUAAUCCUUAUAUAAAAAAAAAAGCAGCUAUGUGUGCAAUCCGUAUAUUAAAAAAAACAAAUGAUAUAGAAGAAUUAUUUAUAGAUAAAAUAAAUAAUUUAUUAGAAGAUAGAAAUCAUAGCGUUAUAAGCGCAGGAAUAACAUUAAUGAUAUCACUAAUUGAAAAAAAGGGACAAUUAAAAAAUGUAUUAAAAGUACAUACAAAUAAAAUUGUAAAAAUAUUAAAAAGUUGUAUUGUUUCUGGAUAUUCACAUGGCGCUGAAUAUGACAUAUAUGGCAUUAAUGAUCCAUUUCUUCAAGUUAAAAUUCUAAAAUUAUUAAAAUAUCUAAACUCAGAUGUGAGUUCUAUUAUUAAUCAUUCAAAUAAAUCAUACAACACGAUAAAUAAUAAUAGUAGUAGCAUCAAUUUAGAUAACAACGCAAACAUACAUGAUGGUAUAUCCAUAAAUGAAAGAAAUUCAAGUUUUAAUGAAGCGAACUAUAAUAGCAAUUUAAUACUAGGGCAAGAAUCUAUAACAGAAAAUGCUAAUAGUAGUAUAGAGGGACGAGAAAAAGCAUAUGGCGAUAAAAAUGAUAGUGUCAAUUUUUAUGAUAUGGAGGAAGUAAAUUCUGUAUUAGCCCAGGUAGCCACAAAUACAGAUACCAUGAAAAAUGUAGGAAAUGCUAUUCUAUAUGAAUGUGUAAAAACAAUUACAUAUAUUUCGACCGAUCCUGGUUUAUUAGUAUUAGCAGUAAAUGUUUUAGGUAAAUUUUUACAAAACGCAGAUAAUAAUAUAAGAUAUGUCGGUUUAUGCACAUUACAAAAAUUACUAAAAAAGGACCCUAAAACUUUACAUAUAUAUAGAAAUACUAUUAUAGAAUGCUUGAAAGAUCCAGAUAUUAGUAUAAGGAAAAAAGCCUUAGAUGUAGCAUUUGCUCUUAUAACUAAAGAUUCAUUAAAAAUUAUGAUAAAAGAAUUAUUAAAUUAUUUAUUAGUUGCAGAUAUGGAAAUAAAAAGUGAUAUUGUAUCAAAUAUAUGUGUUAGCGUAAAUAAUUAUGCACCUAACAUGCAAUAUCUAUUUGAUACGUAUAUUAAAAUAUUUUGUUUAGCUGGUAAUUUUAUACAAGAUCAUAUAAAAGAUGAUUUUAUAUAUUACCUAUUACAAAAUAGCGAAUAUCAUUCUUAUGUUAUAUUUAAAAUAUUUUUUUCUAUUAAAGAAAAUUUGGAUCAAUAUGCAUUAGUACAAGUCGGAGUUUGGUGCAUUGGUGAGUUAGGUGAUUUGUUAAUAAAAGAAAAACAUAUCGGGCCAGAUGAACAAGUAAUAACUGUAGUUCAUGAAGAUGUAUUUGAUUUACUUGAAAAAAUCGUAAAAACGUAUGAAGACAAUAAAAUUAAAGAAUUACAUAAUAUUAAUAUAAAAGAUCCAAUACACAAUAUAUUAUAUAAUAAAAAUAGCGGUAGUAAUCGAUCUUUUGGUGUUUUAGGAUGUAGUAUAAAUAAUUCGGUUUCAUCAAGGGUUAUUGGCAAUGAUAAUAAUGCCAAUAUUUGCUGUAACAUAAAUGAAAACAAUAAUAAUGAUGAUAAUAAUAAUAUAAUAAUGCAAUAUGUGUUAAUGUGCUUAAAUAAGCUCACGGUUCGUUUUCCUACUCAUAAAAAUAAAAUAGAAAAACUAAUAAAUAAAUAUAAACAAAAUAAGUGUGUUGAAAUUCAACAAAGAGCAUGCGAAUUUUCAAAACUUAUGAGUGUAGAAUGGGAUGAUAUUCGAGAAUCUAUAUUACUGUCUAUACCACCAUGCAAUAAAAAUGCUAAUAGAAAAAAACAUAGAAAAGUAGAUGAUGCUGGCCAUAUGCCUCAUUAUAUUUCGAAUGAAAAUAAUUAUCUCGAAACAGAUGAUCCACAAUCGCAAUAUCACAACAAUGAUGCCAAUGUUGAUUUGUUAGACCUUGAUGAUGUUCUAGGUAUACAAAAUGAUGUGCCCAAUACUACUAUAAAUAAUUCUGAUCAAAAAAAUAUUAAUUUAAAUAAUGCUUCUGAUAUACUAACAAAUAAUUCCAAUUGCCGACCAACAUUUAAUAAAAGCAAUAGGAUUGAAUCAGCAUCCUAUAAUAAUAAGCAUGGGCCAAUCAUAGAAAAUGAUCCAUUAAAUCUAAAUGAUAUAUCAAUGAAUUCUACGACCCCUGCAGAUAUAUCCAAUUAUAAUAUUAAUAGCCUAAAUGCCGUGAAUAAAAAAAAUGAAGAUAUUUUGGUUGAUCUGUUCGGAAAUAUUUCUAUAGAGGAUCCUAAAACGGAUUUGUAUAAUAUUGAUAUAAACAAAGAAGGCACAAAUUCUUUAAAUCUCUUAUUGGAUGAUAUUGAACCUAUGGAAAAAAACGAUGUGUUUGAUCUAAAAUUAGUUGAUACUACUCUCGAAGAAAAAAUAUGUGAAAUCGCACCAAUGAAAUUAUAUGAUAAAAAUGAUAUUGAAAUAAAAUUCUUUUUUAAAAAAGAAAGUUUAGAUUCAGAAAAAACUACAAUCAAUGCUAUCUAUUCAAAUCAAUCCGAUACUCACAUAUCUUCCUUUGUUUUUGAAGCUAUUGUUCCGAAUUAUGUGAAAAUGGAAAUAUUUGCAGCUUCGUCUAACGAAUUGUUACCCUUUGAGCAAAAUAAAAUAACACAAGAAUUGAAAAUUAUCAAUAGUUUGUUUAAAAAGAAACCAGUUCUUAUGAAAGUCAGAUUGUCUUAUUUAAAAAAUAAUGAAAAGUUUCAGGAUUUUAUUAAUGUAGGGAAUUUUCCAGAUGUUUUAUAA